Molecule: messenger RNA, 2574 nt
Organism: Auanema sp. JU1783
Lineage: Eukaryota; Metazoa; Nematoda; Chromadorea; Rhabditida; Rhabditidae
Source: the annotation of a GenBank genome assembly
AUGAGCACGUACCUUAUUGUUCUAACAAAUCUGGUUUUAUUCCUAUUUGCAAAUGGUCUUGAUAGUAUUGAGUUUACCAAUCCUGAAUUUCCUAACCCGUACUGGGGUCCUAUUAGCAGAAACCAAAUAAAUUACACGGUUCCGGACGGUUAUGGAACCAUUAUCUUAUUCAGACAGUUCUUAGUUUCCAGCAAGGAUUGUGUGUUUAUAUGCUCAGCUAACAACAGAUCAGAAUGUGACAAUUUGUGUGGUGAUGUUAUGGAUCAUCGCUCUGUCAAAAAAGCACUAAGAGUGAAAGGAUCAGCUUCAAUAACUGUUGUCAGCACAGGCUCAAGUGAUUAUUGUUUCCAUUCAGGAGUGUUUGGAGUAAUAAUGCCCUAUAAAGUUACCAACCCGGGUUACUCGACCUGCUCUGGAGUUAUUGACUUAUCAGUAGAAUCAUUUUAUUUUCUAGUUUCGCAUAAUUACCCCGAAAAUAUGUUUCAAUUCGGUCCUUGUAAUGUACAUUUCCAAUCUCUAAAACGAAUUCGUCUAGCUAUAUACUUUCUGAGCACUUCUGUAACUCUAGAUAAGCCAUUUGUGGUGACAGGAAUAUCACCAAAUGGUAAUUGGAACAAUCAAUCGUUCUCAGGAAAAUAUGUUAAUGAUGGAGAUCCGUUCGCAUUAUACUAUUCGAAGAACGUGAGCAUAAGCUAUGAGUUCGCGAAAGCCAAUACCACAGUCCAAAGAGGAUUUUAUAUAUUAGUAGACGAAGUGGAAGAUCCACCAGUUACUCCAGCCAGUUGUUAUAACGAAGGAGAUUACGUUCUGAAAGCAGGAGAACUUCGCUGGGUUGGAACCAACGGAUAUGGAAAGAUCAACUAUGAUUCUUAUUCGGACUGCUAUUUUAAAGUAACCAAUCCAUUCAAAAAUCAUCUUUCUUUAAUCGAUCUCUCAUAUGAAAGUGAAAAAUGCUGUGACACGAUGGACUUUGAUGGAGUUGGCAUUGCACCUUACUCAGGAGGAACUUAUCAAGGGGCGCAGUAUUCUUUCUGGAAUUUCGCGCAAAACUCAACAGUCAGUAUGCAUUUCCAAUCUGAUGGAGUCAUAAACGGACCUGGCUUUUCUGCAAAAUUCUAUGACAUUGACUGUACUUGCGGUCUCAUGAAAAUUCAACUUAAUGACUCAAACCCUGCUUAUACAAUCCGGCAACCAACUUUGAACUCUCCAACAUACUGUCCGUCGUUGAACUGUGCUUGGAACGUUACUUUCCCCGUUGACUACAAUCUUCAAAUAGGAUUCCAAAAGUUAAAUUUGAGGCAGCCAACUAAUGGCCAGGAUGUAUUGUCAGUGAUGGACUCAUUUGGCAAUAUUGUGAAGCAAACAGCUUCAAGUAAUACUGAUCCCACCUCUCUACUUAGCACUUCUGCACUUACUACUAUCUCUCUGUCUACAUCAUCAGAUAUUUCUUUUAUACCUGCUCAGUAUGGCUCAGGAGUCAUAGUAAACAUGACGAUUGUGAAAAAAGAUAUAAUUCAUCGUGAAAUCAAGUUCACUGAUCAGUUAAUGUUUUAUGAUAUAUCAACAAAUCUCUUCAAAGCCCGGCCUUCAGGAACAUAUGAGUUUUUAGUAUCAGCAAGGGAUUCAACUAAGUUUGUAACCAUUUAUUUCUUUUAUAUCACGAAUCAAAUUUCUCAUGUUGAUAUCUUCAAUGGUGAUAAUCCUGAUCCGAGUCUCAAAGUCAACCCACAGUUCCUACAAAACAUCACCCGAACUGGAUCCCCAACAACUUACACAUCCACUGGUCCAGUACUUCUCAUUAGGGUGCAGAGAAAUACAGAUUAUAAAAAUUUUGGGCAAGAUUUCCAAGCAAUGGUUACUGACUUAACUAGUUCUGAGCUGAAAGUUCAUAAUACUCCAACGCCCGGGAAAUACUAUGAAGUAGUCUCCGAUCGGGAAUUCACGAUAUUCCACGCUGAUGAUAUCUAUUAUGAUAAACAAUUGAUCUCCUCACUCGCAUACUCUUCCGAUACAGCAGAAGUGUUCAAGGGUUUAACAUUAGCUGACAGCAAUCUUUUAUCCAAGUAUACUCUACCAACCUACAUUUUUGAUCGAUACCUAGUGGUUCGUAACAAUGCUUCAUCGUCUAUCACGUACAAUUAUUAUUUCAACAUCCUUGGGAAUAUUCAAAUUCCGUUAACUGCUAAUCCAAAGUUAAUUGGAACUGUGAUGACAUCAGACUAUCUGCCCUAUCUUCUUCCAUACACUAAUACCUCUCAACAAAUAUCUAUCGAUUUAACUGAUGGUGAGGAAAAAGGAAUGUACAUUGAAUUCCUCAAAUCAAGCAAUGCUGGACAAGGAGUUAUCCAUGCAGAAUCAUUCGGAAAAAGGAUAUCGAGCAAGAGCUUCUCCGGAGCAAAUGGAACGUUCACGAUGGAACUUUGUUGCACCGAGAUUGUGAUUCAGUACUCUGCUCCACCUGGGCCUGAUAAUGGCUUAUACAUUCUCUACAAAGGAGGGAACCUCAUUUGUAAGAAUUCGUCGAGAUUAUCUUUAGGCAAUUUACUUGUCUUGUUCUUCUUACUCAUUAUAUAG